This is a messenger RNA of Quercus robur (English oak), 2273 nucleotides long. RefSeq names its product bifunctional TH2 protein, mitochondrial-like. Gene Ontology annotation, cellular component: cytosol. The coding region runs from base 192 to 1907 and encodes 571 amino acids. The record is from RefSeq and is a predicted model, not a curated record. Lineage: Eukaryota; Viridiplantae; Streptophyta; Magnoliopsida; Fagales; Fagaceae. The transcript is spliced from 6 exons.
AACUCAGAGUCUCUUUCUGUUUCAGUUUUUGUUUCAGUUGUUAUUAUUAUUUUUUUUUCUCUCUCUAAAACAGUGUGCUAGUGUGUGAGAGCCCAGUCAGUUAACAAGUCCAUUUUCUCUUUCUUUUUCUUGAAUCUCUUGGAGAUCGCAGCGAAGCCAUCGCUGCGAUCGCCGAUACGACGUCGUCGUCGAUGGUAGGAGGAGUCGGAGUCGGAGUCGGAGUGGGACCAGUCGUGGCGAUGGUUGACGAAGGAGGAUUGGGAAAGCGGUUCUGGAUCAAGGUCCGAAACGACACCGCUGCGGUUCUCUACUCGCCGUUCUUCGUUUCUUUGGCCUCCGGUCACUUGCUCCCGGAAACGUUUCGCCAUUGCAUCUCUCAGGACGUCCAUUUCCUUAGAGCCUACGCUCAAGCAUAUGAAAUGGCGGAGAAUUGUGCAGACGAUGAUGAAGACAAGAGCGCAAUACGGAGCUUGAGGAAACGCGUGCUCGAGAAGCUUAAAGCGCAUCCUACUCUUGUCCAAGAAUGGGGUUUUGAACUCCCAGAUGAGAGCAUUCCCAUCAGUGCAACAGUCAAAUACACUGAUUUCUUACUGGCAGCGGCCUCGGGGAGAAUUGAAGGAGAAAAAGUUCCUGGUAAAAUUGCAACUCCUUUUGAGAGGACAAAAAUUGCUGCUUAUACUCUUGCUGCUUUGGGACCUUGUAUGAGGCUCUAUGCCUAUAUUAGUAGUGAGAUCCAGGCUCUUCUAAAACCAGAUGAUAGCAAUCACCUGUACAAAAAAUGGAUUGACAGCUAUUCUUCUCAAAAUUUUGAGGCAUCAGCUUUGCAAACCGAAGAAAUGCUGGAUAAACUAAGCAUUUCUUUAACAGGUGAAGAGCUUGAGGUCAUAGAAAAGCUUUACCAUCAAGCUAUGAAACUUGAAGUUGAUUUUUUCAGUACUCUACCAAUUUCUCAGAAAACAGUGGUCCCUUUGGCUCGCGUGCAUGACCCUGCAGAGCAUCAUCUUACCAUAUUUUGUGACUUCGACUUAACAUGCACUGCAUUUGAUUCCUCUGCGAUAUUAGCAGAGAUGGCAAUUAUAACAGCACCAAAGGCCGAUUCAGAUGUAUCUGAAACCCAACUUGCUCGGAUGUCAUCAGCCGACUUGAGGAACUCAUGGGGUGCUCUUUCUGCCCAGUAUACUGAAGAGUUUGAACAAUGCGUAGAUAGCAUGAUGGAUAGCAAAAGAGCGGAAAAAUUCGAUUAUGAAGGUCUGCAUAAAGCCCUUGAACAAGUUGCAGAGUUUGAGAAAAGAGCAAAUACACGGGUGAUUGAGUCAGGAGUACUCAAGGGUUUAAAUCUAGAGGAUAUGAAACGGGCUGGCCAGCGUCUCAUUCUUCAAGAUGGUUGUAGAAGUUUCUUUCAAAAGAUUGUAAAAAAUGAUACCCUGAACACUGAUGUUCAUGUGCUUUCAUACUGCUGGUGUGGUGAUCUCAUUAGGUCAGCUUUUUCAUCAGGGGACUUAGAUGAGUUAAAAGUGCAUUCGAAUGAGCUUACUUAUGAAGAAUCUGUCACUACGGGUGGCAUUGAUAAGAAGGUGGAGUCUCCCAUGGAAAAGCUUCAAGGCUUCAAUGAAAUUCUAAACAACUGCAACAGCAAAGGCAAGCAGUUGACUGUCUACAUUGGAGGCGCAGUGGGUGACUUGCUUUGUAUGCUUCAAGCAGAUGUAGGCAUUGUAUUUGGUUCAAGUUCAAGCCUAAGGAAACUGGGAGAUCACUUUGGUGUUUCUUUUGUCCCGUUGUUCUCUGGUUUAGUGAAGAAGCAGAGAGAACUUGUUGAAGAUGGCUCCGGUAAUUGGAAAGGGCUCUCUGGUACUCUCUAUACAGUCUCUAGUUGGGCAGAGAUACAUGCAUUCAUUUUGGGGUCAUAAGUACCUCUCUCUUUCUCUCUUGUGUCUUCUCGUUAGAAAAACUCUCAAGUGAAAAUACAUUACACAGUAGGAUAUAUAGAGUACAAAUGGUGGCUAUUUUUAACUAAGGGCCACGGGUCAGCCCUCAUUCUUUUUUUCUUAGGGUCUGCCGCCCAGAAAUAUAUAGAAAUUUUACUAGAGUAAAAAAAUGUUAGUUAGAGUCAGAUACAGUCUAUUCUUUUGAUUGAUCUCCUGUAUUCAGCUUCAGUUUUUCUUCAAUGUUUGUCAUUUGAUAUGUGAAUUUGAAGUUUCAAACGUGUUCAUCACGAUAAAGAUUUCAGUGGCAACUUAAAUUCGAGGCAGAGAUCUAUCAAUUUGUUUGUCUAA